AAUGAGGUUCUCUGGUGGUGUUCGCAUUGAUCCACGCAAAGUUUUACCAAGUCGGCAUUCUAUCUUUGUACGAGGCUUUUCCCGAAAUAUUAAAGUUGAUUCAGUUCGUGAAUUCUUCGCAGCACAGUGUGAAGGAAAAUGCAAAGUUGAUUUUUUCAGUUUUUCUGAAGAUAGAUCAAAGCUUUACGUAGCAAUGCGUUUUGAUUCACACAAAAUGGCAAAAAUAAUGCUCCACAAAGGUUUAUUGAUUUCAGAUUUAACCGGAAAAAAGUUCUUGGUAGCGUCGUCGACAUUACAUGGUUUAAAGAUAUCAGAAAGGCAAGAAAAAAAGUUAUCGAAAAUGAAAGGAAGUAUUCAGAUCUGUUGGCUGAUGAUGACCGCAGAAGAUCCUUUGGACGAUGGAAUGCUAGAAGGCCUAGCCGAAGAAGGUUUGGUAGCUAUAUACAUCAAAUGUCAAGAAAUGCAAUUCAAGGAAGACGAGUAUCCAGCAGUGAUUCCUCGUCUCGUUCAAGCUCUAGCAGCUUCCAUAACUCCAGAAGUAGCAGUCAAUCUGGUCCAUCAAGAGAUGAUCGUUCCAGAUCGAGGAGAUCUCAUUCUAACGCCUCAAGAUCCUCUUCGUGUUCUUCCUCAAAUUCUUCAAGAUCCUAUAAGUAUGGCUCCCAGCAAAUAA
This is a messenger RNA of Protopolystoma xenopodis, 670 nucleotides long. Lineage: Eukaryota; Metazoa; Platyhelminthes; Monogenea; Polystomatidea; Polystomatidae. The record is from the annotation of a GenBank genome assembly.